Messenger RNA from Tachysurus fulvidraco (yellow catfish), 2091 nucleotides. It is a transcript of the gene shq1, whose product is annotated as SHQ1, H/ACA ribonucleoprotein assembly factor. The coding region runs from base 208 to 1977 and encodes 589 amino acids. NCBI's taxonomy places the organism in Eukaryota, Metazoa, Chordata, Actinopteri, Siluriformes, Bagridae. Gene Ontology annotation, biological process: box H/ACA snoRNP assembly. Gene Ontology annotation, cellular component: cytoplasm; nucleoplasm. The transcript is spliced from 12 exons. The record is from RefSeq and is a predicted model, not a curated record.
CGUCAGACGUAAGAGUUCUAGCUUUCCGUGACUUACUAGCAGUCGUAUUGACCGAAUGCGUUUUUAUUUCAAGAAUUACGGUAAGUGCUUUGACGCUGUAUAAAACAGGAACUGGCCCGUCCAUGUGUUCGUGUUACUUUCUACACGUGAUCGUUUUGACUAGGGAUAUUAAGCCACUCAGAUGCUGAACAGUUUCAGGCACACAUCAUGAUAACGCCAGCAUUUGAGCUGAGUCAAGACUCCGACUUCCUGACGCUGGUGAUCCGCGUUCCUUACACGAGAACAUCUGAGUUUGACAUCUACGUCGAUGGAGAGGACUUCAAGUUCUAUGCUAAGCCCUAUUUUCUCAGGUUGACUCUGCCUGGAAGGAUAGUCCAAGAUGGUAGAGAAAAGGCUUCGUUUGAUAUUGAGAAAGGUCUCUUUACAAUGUGCAUUCCUAAGGAGACAGCAGGACAGCACUUCGAGGGACUACAAAUGCUGACUAGUCUCUUAGCCCCCAAAGGCUCCAGGUCUGCACAACCUCUGGUUGAAGAGCUCGGAGCAUGUGGUACGAGUGAGGCAUGUCAGGAAGAUAAAGAUGAAGAAGAGGAUUUUGAUUGGCAGCUGGAACAGCAGCCGUACAUUGAGUCAUCAGAGGAAGACUUGAAAAAGCUGCAGAAAUAUGGCUUCGGAAACCUCAGGACCGGGGUUUUCUUUCGACUUCAGGAGGAGCUGUCAGAAGUGAUUGAUGUGGAAGACCCAGAAAACUCUACCCCUGCCAAGAGAAGAUCUGAUCGCUUGGACACAGAGACCACCAUAUUCUGUGCAGAUCAUUAUCUGUGUGAUCUAUACGAAGGUGAAGAAAUGAGGCAAGUUCAUUUGGAUUUUAAGCCGUGGUGGACUGAGCCGAAGCCAGACUCUGAUGCUGAAUCUACUUUCACCGAUGGAGAAAAAGAACAACUGAGAAAGUUCAAAAAUCGUUCCUAUGUGCUGGAUAAGGCAACUAGAUACCAUGUCUGGCUUGGUCUAGUGGAUAUCAUUCUGGCCUACGUCUACGAUGUGCGCACUACAGAAGGAGAACACAACGUGGAGUCAGCAUGGACCAUCAGAAAAAUCAGUGGGACUCUGAGCUGGCUGGAGACGUAUCACUCUCUACCCGAGGUUCUUGUAUCAUUUGGCCGCAGAGUGCUGUGUUACCCGCUGUACCGCCACUUUUCUCUGAUCACCAGGGCGAUCCAGGACGCCGCUCACAUUUUCCAGAGUGGUAAGGCCUUUGUCCUGAAAUGCCUGCUAACCAUCCACAAGAUCUUCAGAUCCAAUGAGCCGGCCUACAUCCUCAAUGACCUGUACAUCACAGACUACUGCAUUUGGAUCCAGCGGGUUAAGUCCAAGCACAUGGUGGCUCUGGCUGAGGCUUUAAACAAAGCUGAGCUGCAUAAGAAUGACCUGGACCUUGAGCUGCAGAUUCUGGAGGAAGCUGCUGAGCUGGUGGUGGAGGAGGAACGUGAGGAGGGAAUAAAGAAAGGGCAGCAGGAGCAAACGAAUCAAUGCGAAGACGAGGCUGAGUCUAGCAGCAGCAGUGAAGAAGACGAGAAAUACUCUAGUAGUGAGGAUCAUGACCGCAAGAGCGAAGAGGAGGAGGAGCAAAUAGGAGUACCAGAUGGACUAGCAAUGACUUGCCCCUGUUCUCAGGAGCUUAAGCAUGGAGAGAGUCUUAUCCGGGAGCUGGGAGAGAGGCUGGAGGAGGAGCUGUGGAUCAGAAAAGACGUGCCUCAAAUAACCGCUCACUCCAGCAGCACAGUGAGGGAGGAAAAGGGAGAGGUGGAGAGAUUGGGAAAGACCGACGACUCCCAGUUCCCUGAAGCUCAGGAUGGAAUUAAAAUCGCAAAAGCAGCAAGUGACACGGAUCUGGUAGAGCACCGGCAUUGUAACGUACGCAUCUUGAAUACUGAGGAACUAGACAGUGACGAUGAGGACGAGAGCCAGCCGAUUCAGUGAGUGCUCACAGGGAUCUACGAAGAUAAAAUGGACUGUUUGUUUUUCUUUCACAAUUUUUUUUUUAAUACCUGAAUUGAAACACUUAAAAUAAAGUUAAAUUAAAGUAGUACUGAA